This is a messenger RNA of Acanthoscelides obtectus, 276 nucleotides long. NCBI's taxonomy places the organism in Eukaryota, Metazoa, Arthropoda, Insecta, Coleoptera, Chrysomelidae. The record is from the annotation of a GenBank genome assembly.
AUGAUCUUCAACCUGCUACUCUUCGGCGUCGCCAAAGUUUUCCCUCUAACGAAAGCAUCCAUUGGAGUAUCUGGAGUAUUCUGGAUUUUCGGUGGAGUUUCCUUCAUCGCCUGUAUCUUCCUCUGGCUCACCUUGCCUGAAACUAAGGCUCUCACACUAUCGGAGAUUGAAGACUACUUUAAAAAUGAGGGGCUACUAUGGAAACGAACUUCGAGGAAACAGAGAUGGAUAGACAGUGAAGCACAACUCAAACUUUCUGUGGAUAAGCCACAGUGA